Bubalus bubalis (water buffalo) is the source of this 7268-nucleotide messenger RNA. It is a transcript of the gene BRPF1, whose product is annotated as bromodomain and PHD finger containing 1. Gene Ontology annotation, cellular component: MOZ/MORF histone acetyltransferase complex. Lineage: Eukaryota; Metazoa; Chordata; Mammalia; Artiodactyla; Bovidae. The record is from RefSeq and is a predicted model, not a curated record. Gene Ontology annotation, biological process: regulation of transcription by RNA polymerase II. The coding region runs from base 3574 to 6585 and encodes 1003 amino acids. Gene Ontology annotation, molecular function: protein binding. The transcript has 13 exons.
GAACAAGGAGAAACGCAAGGACUCCAACCAUCACCACCACCACAAUGCUUCUGCAAGCACCACUCCCAAGCUGCCAGAGGUGGUCUACCGGGAGUUGGAGCAAGAUACCCCUGAUGCCCCGCCCCGGCCGACCUCCUAUUACCGGUAAGGCCACCUCCGCCUCCCAACUCUGGAAAACUGGUCAAGCAGGGCUUAGGAGCCAAAGACAGGUGACAAGCAACAGAUAGGAAAUGGCAGAGGUAAAGCAUAGCAGCAACACACUGGCCUGCCAAGGCAGACGUGCCCCAGCGAGCGGUGAUGGCAGUUCCUGUACACUGCCACAUGCCGGACCCUCACUGGGCGCUUUAUAGCCAUUCCCUUGUCUUAUUCUCACAACUCGCUCAGGUAGGUUUUGUUCAUGGGUGAGGAAACCACAAUCCAGAAGAAGGACCAGACUUACGAGCAGUCACAUGCCAGUAGAUAGCUGAACUGGGAUUCAAACCCAUAUUCCUCUGACUCCAAAGCGGCACUAUUUCUACAGUAUCAAAGGGUCCCAUCUGUUGUUCUUGACCCUUUCUACUCCAUCACCGUGACCUUGGGAAAGGCAUCUGUCUGGCUUUUGGUGUUCCAGUGACCCCAUCUGCAGUGCAGAUGUAAUAUUCCUCUGCUAGCCUCAAUGUGGAAGACUAGGGACACUGACUUCAUAGAGUCCUAAAAGCUGUUUGUAAAUCUGCAUAAGUAAUUUCCCCAUUGCUUGUCCAGUUACUGUCACCCAUCCUUUGGCAUGCAGAAGCAGUGUUUUCAUCACCAAUGUUUCAUACUCCUCUGAGAACCCUUUUAUUUCAUUUAACUGUUUCUUGGUAUCCUGCUUCCUUCCAAAAAUUUGUCACAGUGGCUCCUAAUAAAAAUCACAGUCAAAAGGCUAAAUUCCUUCAACAUGAGGUAAAAAAAUGGAGUGGGGGGAAGUAUGGUGGUAAAACCACAUUCAGAAACCCGAGCUAAAGGAUGGAACAAACACCAAGUGUGAGACUUCUUUCUGAGAGUCUUGGCAUCCAAGUCAAAGAGGGCACUUGGGUGAGUUAGUUAAGGAGCUGUCUUUGGUAUCAGCUAAUCAGAAGGCCUGAUCUCCGACAAGGACUUCUUAGAAAGGUUUUUAUGUGAAAGGUAGUUUUUACCAAAAGGGCAAUAGUAGGUACUAAAUCUCAGUUCUUUACAAGCAAAUUUUGGGGAAUUCAAGUGAUUUUCGUUCCUCUCACCCCUGUUGACAUGCCAGCCUGUCUUUUCCUCCUCUCUUCCAUCCUUCCAUCUGUCCAGCCCAGCUCCAUGUCCUUCUGGCUUUUCACUGUCUCUCUUAUCUGUUAGUGCUCACUGCCAUGCCCACCUCCCAACACAUAGACCCCUCUUCAGGCCCGCCCUCUCCCCUCAUGAUUCUUCAGCACUCUCUGCUCCCUUAGGCAGCACAGCUUAGCUCCUGCUCAUUUUCUUCAUCCUUCCACUUAGAGUCACUCUUUGCUCCUGUGGAUCAGAUCUGUUCUCCAGGCCGCAGCUCUCAGCUGGUCCCCUGCAAUCAGUUGGGAGGUGUGUUGCAUGUAAUUUGUUACUACUCUUAGCUGAACUGCCUGUUUUGGAAAUGAUUUACUUUUAUGUAAAUGUGAGAAGAUUCGAGGUCAUCUCUCUAACAACAGCCCUGGCUCUUGCUCCCAUCUGAUAAACUUUCUUGAGGGAGAGGGAGGGUGGAGUGUCAGCUGGCGUGUCAGGAAUCGCACAUGACACGCAGCCUACCUUAUCUGCGCCACAGCCUGUAAUCUGAGUGUGCUGUGGGAGUGUGCUGUGCACCAUCACAUAAUGUUACGUGUGUCAUGGCAGAAAAAAGGUUGAGAGCUGGUGCCAAGGCCUGGAAUGGGCCAGAGGGUUCACACUAGCCCUGAGCCACACCCUUUUUCAAGGAUGAAGAUGUUGCAGUCACCCUGGGGACAAGGUGAAGGGCGAAGCAAGAAGCUGCUUCUGACAGACACAGCACUUUAGUCUCUCCUCCCUUCCACUCUCAAAAUGUCUUUCAGAUGAACAACACUGACUGCCUCUUUCUCUGUGUUUAAUCAGAUAUGGUCCUUGCCUCUAUCCACGUAGUGCAGGGGUUAAGACACAAAAACAGUUAUAAUGCAAGACAGGGUCGGGCAGAGCUAUACCAAAGCUAAUAAUGAAGCUAACAUUUAUUGAGUUACUUGCUCCAGGUAGUGUUCUGAGCACUUUACCUAUAUUAACUCAUCUAAUGUUCCCAACAGCUGUGUGAAAGAGAUUCAAGUUAGGAUCACCACUUUACAGAUGUGGAAACCAAGGCCCUGAGAGGUUCGCUCACUUGCCUGCUGUCACCCAGAGCACAGCUCUGGAGCCUAUGCUUGCCUGGCCUGCUGCAGCUCGCAGAGUCGCAUUUUCCUUAUGGAGAGCAGAGUGGAGGCCCAGGAACUAACAUAUAUCUAGGCCCUGCUAUGUACCACUUGAUUUAGCCCAUUCAUUUUUAACUAAUUGCAUUUAAUCCUGACGUCUUAGGAAAUGAAAGGUAUUAUCCUCAUUCUCUCAUCAAUAAAACUGAGGUUUAGAAAAGAGCAGGGAUGUCCUGGAUGUCCCACAGUAACAGAGCCAGGACCUAACUGGCUGUUAGGUGUGUGUCCAGGUGUGUUAGAGACCAAAGCCGUGUGCUUUUCCGUUGUUGCUCCCUGUAGCUUUACAAUAGCAGAGUCAGGCCACCUGGAGUGUGCACGGCAGGGGAGUGGGGAGCCUGCUCUGUACCCCAGGCGCCUGGAGCCACCCCUGGCUGCAGUCCCUCGGGCCCAGGGAGUGCUGUGGAGUGGAGUUUGAAUCCUAGCUCUGCCACUUCCUGGUUGUGUGAACCACCUGUGUGGGGCACUUAACUUCCCAAAGCUUCCGGUUUCCUCCUCUAUAAAGUGAGGGCAAGAAGAACAUUGACCCAAGGACUGUGAGGAAGAUAACUGUGAUAACUUAGCACAAUGCCCGGUCAUAGUAAAUGCUCAGUAAAUAUUAGCUAUCCUGACUGUUACCUCCCAAGGCUUUCCAGAGACCAAAGAGUACCUAGAUUCUGAGGGAGCCCUGAGCUGCUGCUGCACCAGCUGAGAGAAGACCUACAGCAGCUCCAUUCAGGAUACAGCCGGCUGGUACUCAAACAAAUGUAAAUUGGCAAGUGAAAACUGAGGACCUUCCUGCCCCCGACUCUUUGUACCAUCACCCAGACCACUGCAAUCAGGGGUCCUAGCCGCCCCAUCCUUCUCCUUUCAGGAUCUUGCUGAGCCUCUGCAUCUCAAAGGAGGCAGUGUGGCAGCUAGGACAUGAGCUUUGAGCUCGGCAUGCCUGGGUUCAUAUCCCAGCUCUUCCACUUUCUCACAAGAGAGCCGACCCAGGUGAAUUCACUGCCCCAAACGUUAGGUUUCCUUUUCGGCACAACAAGAAUGAUGACAGGCCUUACGGUGCCUGGAGUAAAGGUGAGGCUAGAAUGAGACCACGUAUACAUCAAGGCACGGGCCUGGAACAGGGUAUAUUGAGAAGUCGGCGGAGGAGCUGGAUGAGGAGGUUGAGUACGACAUGGAUGAGGAGGACUACAUCUGGCUAGAUAUCAUGAACGAGCGGCGGAAGACGGAGGGUGUGAGUCCCAUUCCGCAGGAGAUCUUUGAGUACUUAAUGGACCGGCUGGAGAAGGAGUCGUACUUUGAGAGCCACAAUAAAGGCGACCCCAAUGCUCUCGUAGAUGAGGAUGCUGUGUGCUGUAUUUGCAAUGACGGCGAGUGCCAGAACAGCAAUGUCAUCCUUUUCUGUGACAUGUGCAACCUGGCUGUGCACCAGGAGUGCUACGGUGUUCCCUACAUCCCUGAGGGCCAGUGGCUGUGCCGCCGCUGCCUGCAGUCACCCUCCCGUGCUGUGGACUGCGCCCUGUGCCCCAACAAGGGUGGUGCCUUCAAGCAGACAGAUGAUGGGCGCUGGGCCCAUGUGGUGUGUGCCCUCUGGAUCCCCGAGGUCUGCUUUGCCAACACAGUCUUCCUGGAGCCCAUUGACAGCAUUGAGCACAUCCCACCCGCACGCUGGAAGCUGACCUGCUACAUUUGCAAACAGCGGGGCUCAGGGGCCUGCAUCCAGUGCCAUAAGGCCAACUGCUACACAGCCUUCCACGUGACGUGUGCCCAACAGGCUGGCCUUUACAUGAAGAUGGAGCCUGUGCGGGAGACAGGGGCCAAUGGCACCUCCUUCAGCGUCCGCAAGACCGCCUACUGCGACAUCCACACACCCCCAGGUUCAGCGCGCCGCCUUCCUGCCCUGUCCCACAGUGAAGGGGAGGAGGAGGAGGAGGAGGAGGAAGAUGAGGGUAAGAGUUGGAGCUCAGAGAAGGUCAAGAAGGCCAAGGCCAAGUCCCGGAUCAAGAUGAAGAAGGCGCGGAAGAUCCUGGCAGAGAAACGGGCAGCGGCCCCUGUGGUGUCUGUGCCUUGCAUUCCACCACACAGGCUCAGUAAAAUCACUAACCGCCUGACCAUCCAAAGGAAGAGCCAAUUCAUGCAGAGGCUGCACAGCUAUUGGACGCUGAAGAGGCAGUCGCGGAAUGGGGUCCCGCUGCUGCGUCGCCUGCAGACCCACCUGCAAUCUCAGAGGAACUGUGACCAAGUCGGGAGAGAUUCUGAGGAUAAGAACUGGGCCCUCAAAGAACAGCUUAAGUCCUGGCAGCGGCUUCGGCAUGACCUGGAACGAGCACGGCUGCUGGUGGAGCUGAUUCGCAAGCGGGAGAAACUCAAAAGGGAGACGAUCAAGGUCCAGCAGAUCGCCAUGGAGAUGCAGCUGACCCCCUUCCUCAUCCUCCUUCGAAAAACCUUGGAGCAGCUCCAAGAGAAGGACACGGGCAACAUCUUCAGCGAGCCGGUCCCUCUGUCUGAGGUAACCGAAUUGGACGAAGUACCUGACUACCUCGACCACAUCAAAAAGCCUAUGGACUUUUUCACCAUGAAGCAGAACUUGGAGGCUUACCGCUACCUGAACUUUGAUGAUUUUGAGGAGGACUUCAACCUCAUCGUCAGCAACUGCCUCAAGUAUAAUGCCAAGGAUACCAUCUUCUACCGGGCAGCAGUGCGGCUCCGUGAGCAGGGUGGCGCGGUGCUCCGCCAGGCCCGGCGCCAGGCAGAAAAAAUGGGCAUUGACUUUGAGACGGGCAUGCAUAUCCCCCCCAGCGUGACUGGAGACGAGGCCCCACACCACACCGAAGAUGCAGAGGAAGAGCGGCUGGUCCUGCUAGAGAACCAGAAGCACCUGCCAGUGGAAGAGCAGCUCAAGUUGCUGCUUGAACGGCUGGACGAGGUGAACGCCAGCAAGCAGAGCGUGGGCCGCUCUCGGCGCGCCAAGAUGAUCAAGAAAGAGAUGACGGCGCUGCGGAGGAAGCUUGCCCACCAGCGGGAGACUGGACGGGAUGGGCCUGAACGACACGGCCCCUCCAGCCGGGGCGGCAUGACACCCCACCCAGCGGCCUGUGACAAGGACGGGCAGACAGACAGUGCCGCCGAGGAGAGCAGCAGCCAGGAGACAAGCAAAGGCCUGGGUCCCAACAUGUCCUCAACCCCCGCACUUGAGGUGGGCAGGAGAACCUCAGUUCUGUUCUCCAAAAAGAACCCGAAGACAGCUGGACCGCCCAAGAGGCCGGGCCGGCCCCCCAAAAACCGGGAGAGCCAGAUGACCCCCAGCCACGGAGGCAGUCCUGUGGGGCCCCCCCAGCUCCCCAUCAUGGGCUCCCUACGUCAGCGCAAGCGGGGUAGGAGCCCUCGGCCCAGUUCGAGUUCAGACAGCGACAGUGAUAAAUCCACAGAAGACCCCCCAAUGGACUUACCAGCCAAUGGCUUCAGCGGUGGAAACCAGCCAGUAAAGAAGAGUUUCUUGGUGUAUCGUAAUGACUGCAGCCUUCCUCGGAGCAGCUCAGACUCGGAAUCCAGCAGCAGUAGCAGCAGCAGUGCUGCCUCCGACCGGACCAGCACAACACCUUCAAAACAAGGCCGGGGCAAGCCCUCCUUCUCUCGGGGCACAUUCCCAGAGGACAGCAGUGAAGAUACCUCAGGCACUGAGAAUGAGGCCUACUCCGUGGGCACUGGCCGCGGCGUGGGCCACAGCAUUGUAAGGAAGAGUCUGGGCCGGGGAGCUGGCUGGCUAUCAGAGGAUGAGGACUCCCCGCUGGACGCUCUGGACCUGGUGUGGGCCAAAUGCCGAGGGUAUCCAUCGUACCCAGCUCUGAUCAUUGAUCCAAAGAUGCCCCGGGAAGGUAUGUUCCACCAUGGGGUUCCCAUCCCUGUGCCCCCAUUGGAGGUGCUGAAACUUGGGGAACAGAUGACCCAAGAAGCCCGAGAGCAUCUCUACCUCGUCCUCUUCUUUGACAACAAGAGAACCUGGCAGUGGCUACCCAGGACUAAGCUGGUUCCUCUGGGCGUGAACCAGGACCUUGACAAGGAGAAGAUGCUGGAGGGCCGGAAAUCUAACAUCCGCAAGUCAGUACAGAUAGCCUACCACAGGGCCCUGCAGCACCGCAGCAAGGUGCAGGGCGAGCAGAGCAGCGAGACCAGCGACAGCGACUGACGCUGCCCAGCACAGCACAGCCUUCAGUGCCCUGCCGCCUCUCUCCUCCCCUUGGCUCACUGUCCUGGAGUGGCACCGGCCUCUGCACUGACUCAUUCCUGGUCUUGGGGCCAGUCUCAGGGGAAGCUGGGUGGGGGAGGUCCCUCCCGCCCUGAGUGCAGCUGGACUGUACAGAACACUCCAAGGGCCCCUGGGGGCUCUGCGCAAUGAGAGGGGAGGUCCCACAGGCCAGAAAGCUCCAGAGACCUCACGGCAUUGUAGUGCAGGGUGGUGGGCCAAGGUUAGGACACUGUGUAAAACAGGCCAUCCCACCACCUCUGCCUACUCGUGCCGGGAGAAUCCCUAACUGCCUAGUGGCCUAAGGCCUCUGAGGUGGUGUGGUGAGCGGGCAUCCGCCCAGCCUAGCAGUGGGACUGAUGUCUGUCCAGCCCGGAAGAGGGGCACUAGGUGACCCCCUCCCCUGCUGUUGUAAAUACUGUAAUUAGUGGAGAAUUUAAAUUAUUCUCAUUUGUAACUGCGUUUCCGGGUCGCGCCAGAGUCAUUUGGUACUAAAAAAAAAAAAGACUGGGGCCUGUCCCCACUUCCCUUCUUCCCAUAGAUUCCCCGACCUUUCAAACUGGUUUGUAUUUAUUUCAAAGGAAGAAAAUAUAUUGAUUCUUAGAAAAUAAAUGGUCUGUUUGGAA